AUGAAUGGAACUGAAUUCAAACGGAUUUUGCGGCCUUUGUUAGUGCCCAGAGUCGUAGGAACGAAGCAGCAUCGAGAAGUAGGACAGCAGAGAACUCCGAAUGGCACGAGAACAUUCCGAAAUCUCAUAGUGACAAAGGGAGUGAAUGCACCCCGUCGUCUAGUAUUGGCGUGUCACUAUGACUCGAAAAUUUUACCAGGAGAAGUAAUGAUCGCAGCAACGGAUUCAGCAGUACCAUGCGCAAUGAUAAUGGACAUUGCUAAGUCACUUACACCGUACAUGUACGGAAGAGCUGCUAUGGAUGUGGCACUACAGCUUAUUUUUUUUGAUGGGGAGGAGGCGUUCGUUGAUUGGUCUGAAACGGAUUCCCUUUAUGGAUCUCGCCAUCUGGCUGAGAAAUGGGAAAGGAUGUGGUAUCCAACGACGACAACGACAACUUUUGAGUUAAGCAAAGAAAUUGAUCGAAUGGAUGUGCUUAUGCUUCUCGACCUUCUUGGAGCACCAAAUCCCAUAAUUUCAAAUUCGAUUGGAUUAGGAGCUGACCGGUUGUUCAGAUAUCUUCCUAUCAUUGAACAGGAGUUACGCUAUCUUGGUUGCAUCGGUGCUGUUCCGAACAUAUUCCAACCAGGAAUUGGGUACAAUGCGGUAGAAGACGAUCAUAUUCCAUUUUUGAGACGAGGUGUUCCAGUUCUUCAUCUCAUCACUGUGCCUUUUCCACAGGUCUGGCAUACAGCAGGUGAUAAUCCAAGUGUCCUUCAUUAUCCAACCAUCUUUCACUUAACUUCAGUUGUGAGGGUCUUCGUAGCGAAAUAUUUAGGAAUUGCUCCAUUAUAA
Angiostrongylus costaricensis is the source of this 834-nucleotide messenger RNA. Lineage: Eukaryota; Metazoa; Nematoda; Chromadorea; Rhabditida; Metastrongylidae. The record is from the annotation of a GenBank genome assembly.